Helicoverpa zea (corn earworm) is the source of this 4021-nucleotide messenger RNA. RefSeq names its product equilibrative nucleoside transporter 1 (gene Ent2). Bases 236 to 1675 code for a protein of 479 amino acids. Gene Ontology annotation, cellular component: plasma membrane. The record is from RefSeq and is a predicted model, not a curated record. NCBI's taxonomy places the organism in Eukaryota, Metazoa, Arthropoda, Insecta, Lepidoptera, Noctuidae. Gene Ontology annotation, molecular function: nucleoside transmembrane transporter activity. Gene Ontology annotation, biological process: nucleoside transmembrane transport. The transcript has 10 exons.
UAAGUGCAACGAACGACGCCAGCGGAGGUGGUUGUGUUGCACGUGUUUUUGAUUUCUACUUUAAUGCAGUUAUUAUGAAUAAAAACUUUAACUUAGCUUGCAAAAGUGUCCGGUUUCCAUUAACAUUUUGACUUUGUUGUGACAACCUUAUAUGUUUUGACGCAGUCGUCUUCAGCACCGACUAAGCACAGAUGUCAGUAUCAGUUUUAUGAUAUUGGUAGAGAACCUGUGAGCCAUGGAGAUGUCACAUCAGGCUGGGGCGGAGGCCGAGAGCCUUCUGAGACAGGAGAGGGGUGCCGUCGUCAUGCCAGGGCAGAGACAAGGCCGUUGGGAUGGUGCGGACGAGAAGGCCCCGUUCCUCCGCAACGAGCCGGUGAAGCUAACGCCCGCAUGGGAGGGUAACAACCUACCAAAUGACACCCUCAACUUGAAAGGUAUAGCAAUGGACACAUCGGAACCAAAGGACAAAUGGCACCUAAUAUUUUUGACGUUCCUGUUACACGGACUCGGAACGCUCACUGCUUGGAACAUGUUCAUAACAGCCAAGGACUACUUCGUGAAGUACAAAUUGGUGAAUGCUCCGACGUAUUCGGAACAUUACUUGGCGUAUGUGGGAUGGGCUAGCCAGAUCCCUAAUCUGGUGUUCAGUUGGCUCAACAUUUUUGUUAAGCCCAAGGGCAACUUAACAAACCGCAUAGUGAUGUCGCUAAUAGUAGAAGUGGUUAUAUUCGUGUUCAACGUUAUACUAGCUAUGAUGGACAGCUCUGAUUGGCCGGCGGCAUUCUUCUGGCUCACCAUGUUAUCUGUGUUCCUCUUAAACGGUUUCAACGCAAUCUUCCAAAACUCAGUAUACGGCGUGGCCGCCCGCCUUCCUGCGAAGUACACAGGCGCAGUAGUAAUGGGCAGCAACUUGUGUGGUCUCCUCAUCGUGUUCCUGAACUGGUGUUCCGUCAUGUUCGACAACCCUCGCACCGCAGCUAUUUACUACUUCAUCGGCGGCAUGUUUGUCAUGCUUAUUUGCAUCGACUCGUACUUCGCGCUGCCGUUAAACAAAUUCUACCGAUACCACGAGACGUUACAAGAGCAACACAAAAAUGCUGAGGCCGAUAAACCCCACGGCCUGAGGGUUUCCCGCGCCAAAAUAUUUGCACAAGCGUCCUUGCAGCUGUAUAAUGUUUUCAUCACUUUCGUCGUCACUUUAGCCGUGUUCCCUUCUGUAAUUUCAGAUAUUGAGCCGAACACGGAAGGCUUCUUGGGCGAGAAUUUCGUCCGUAUCACAUGUUUCCUGACUUUCAACGUUACAGCCCUGUUGGGCAAUGUCACUGCUAGUCUUAAGCAAAUUCCCGGUCCCAAAUGGCUGGUGAUAUUCACAACAAUCCGACUGGUAUUCAUCCCGUUCUUCCUGCUGUGCAAAUACAAGAGUGCUACCCGAACGUUGCCAAUACUCAUCUCAAAUGACUAUGUGUUCUGGAUCGCUUCUGCUUUAAUGGGCUGGACUUCUGGACAUGGCAGCUCUUUAGCUAUGAUGUAUAUUGGAGGCACGGUGCCGCCUGAACAACAAGGCACGGCUGGCAUGAUGGGCGGCGCGAUGCUAGUGACCGGCAUCAUCACCGGCAUCACAUUCACAAGGCUGUGCCCCAUCAUCGUCACCGCAGACAUCUGGCGCAGCUUGUAGCGAGCGCUGCAGCACCUCGCCGCUGCCUGGGACGUGCUUACAACACGUCUCGGGCACUGAGCGACGACGUACGUCACUAGACAUCCUUGAACCAGACAAAUAUGUCACAGGAUGUCAGGACAGGGACAAAGAAUUCUUCAGAAGUGACACCCCUGCUAGAAAAAUAUGUCCAUGGAUGUUCAGACAGGGACAAUUCUGAAGUCUUCAGUGAACAAAGUGUAGUCUGUCUGACAGUGUUGUGUAUAGUAUGUGCUCACUAGUGUUGGCGAAAGUGUCACCUUCAAGUGAUUAUCAGGAGAUUAUAUCAAGGAAUAUAAGAGAGUGACAAAGUAAGUCCAGUGCGAGUUAUAUGAAUAAGGUGCCUGGGAUAACAGUGAUAUAAAGAUUGUGACAUUUGACAAAAUGUGUUCGAUACCUAUAUAUAUAUUUUAUGCAAGUUAUAACAUUUUUAUGUUGUGUAGUUUGUUGAUUGAGUAAAUAAGGAGACAUGAGAUACAGUUUGCCAAAAACUAAUAUUUAUAUCAGUUCAUCAGUUUGUGCCUUUUAUUUAGUUGUUUGCAGCCAAAGCAACGAUUGUUACUACACCUUGCCACUAUUUGGGGUUGCUAUGACGCUAAAUGUAUGUUGUUAUUAAGAUAUAAUGCAUUUACUAGUAAUUCCAUCAGUAUAAGUAAACAUAAGUUGAAACCAAAUAUUUAACUUGUCUCACUACUCUGACCUGAAUUUCUUAACUCAGUUUACUUUUUUAAAUAUAUACAUACAAUUAUGAAUUGCAAGUUCAUUUGGUGCUUGAUAAGUAUAAUAAAAUACUGUUUGGUUUUAUAGUAUUACAGCUAACUAACCAGAGGUUAAUGUAUAGGGGCUAAUAUGGUAUUAAAUAAUAAUAUAAUCUUUAUAAAUAUAAAGUAAGCUAUUGGUACCUCUUCUGCUUUGAGGCUAUUCUUGUUACAAUGCAAAGUACUCCGCCUUAGAAUAUGCUGCCUAGAAAUUCACAACCAAUGCAAAAUUACUUUGGGAACUGGAAUACUUGAAAAUCAGAAUUAUGUAAAGUUUUACAGAAGUUACAUGAAACUUUUUAUUGUAACAUUGAAGAUACUAUACAAUUAAAUUAAAAUAUUAUGAUGGAUCGUGACUAAAUUAGGUAAAAAUAUUGACUACAAAAUACCCCUCUAAUAUAUUCUCUCUUCUUCCUUACUUGUAUAUGUAUGUAUAUAAAAUAGAUAAAAGUCGAUAUUAAAAUUUAUAUAUGUAAAGUUAAAGUUUUUAAGAGCAUAAAAAUAUUUAAUAGAUAGUAAGUACAAAAAGGAUGAAUGGCGUUAUUGUAUUGUUUGGCAUUGAUAUUCAUAUUUUAUGAUUUGACUUUAUAAUGUAGUUUCUGAUAUAAAAUUGGUGAUUUUAUGGUAUUGCUUUAUUUUAAGCCAUAUCUAGACUUUGCGAGUCGUCGCCGCGAACGAAGGCUCGACAUUUGUGCGCCGUUCGUGGUGCAUGCCUCUGUAAAGCCUGGAUCCACCUUCAUCUAUAAGGCUCUAUGCUAUGAUCAUGUUUCUCAAUGCUUUAGCUUUUCUAGCAUAAUCAAAAACACAUGCAACAUUUUCGUUUUCAAUUCAUUAAAAAAUCAGGCGUCAGUCUAUCUCACUUCCUAUAGACAAGAUUUAUAAGAAAACUUACCUUUUAUAGACCCGUGGUCUCAUUUAAUUGAAACUUAUGUUCAUUUUUACAUGACUAAUCCAAAGUGUUUAUAAUUAGUAAUUUAUACUGACAUAAAUUGAUUUUGUCUUAGCACAAAAUUUUUAAGAAUCUGUGAAUGACUUUUUUUAAAUCAAAGAGUGUUAACGUGUGUUUAAAGAUCAAAUAUUAUAAAUAAAUAUAAUUUAAACUAAUAAUUUAAACUAGUAGAUUAAUUAUUUGUUCCUUAGCUUGAUUCAGCAAAAUGUUAUUGACACAUUUAAUAUUGUAGUAAAAUUCUAACAUUAUAAUUAUGUAUGUUUUACAGACUGAAACACUAACAAUCAUUGAGUAAUAUAUAUAGGCAAUUUUAAUUUCAAUGUUGCUGAUGAUAGAUGAUAAUGCGUUAUUUAAAUAAUUUCAUUAAUAAUUGACAAUCUAAGUGAGUUUGGGGUACGUGAAAUGGUUAUUUGUACUGCGUAAAAUCAUGCCCAUAUUUUACGCGAUACAUUUAAAUGACAGAGCUGUAACAAUUAGUUUUAAUUAAGUCUCGAUUUUUUUACAUUCUGUGUUCAGCUCAUGCCAAAUUUUAGAACAAUAUCUACCUGGUUUUAUGUUUUCAAUCCCUAGCAUGAACAUUGUUAGUCCUAUUUAUUUGAAAGUAAAAUGUUAUUUUUUACA